Molecule: messenger RNA, 324 nt
Organism: Triticum turgidum subsp. durum (durum wheat)
Lineage: Eukaryota; Viridiplantae; Streptophyta; Magnoliopsida; Poales; Poaceae
Source: the annotation of a GenBank genome assembly
AUGGAGCCCGAUCCGUCCCAGUCGCCGACUGGGGGAUCUUCCUCGCUCAUCUUCCUGGGAACGGGCUGCUCCGGCGCGCUGCCCGACGCGCGGUGCCUCCUCAAGCCGUCAACGCCGCCCUGCGCCGUCUGCUCCAUGGGCAUCUCCCAACCGCCGGAGGGGAACCCCAACUACAGGCUCAACACCUCUCUCUUGAUAGACUAUUGCCAUGACGAUGGAACCCACAAGUACAUCCUAAUCGACAUCGGCAAGACAUUCAGAGAACAAGUUCUCCGGUGGUUUGUCCACCACAAAGUUCCUUAUGUUGACUCGAUGCUGUAUUAG